Molecule: messenger RNA, 2481 nt
Organism: Hypanus sabinus (Atlantic stingray)
Lineage: Eukaryota; Metazoa; Chordata; Chondrichthyes; Myliobatiformes; Dasyatidae
Product: gastrula zinc finger protein XlCGF26.1-like
Exons: 1
Coding region: 439-2250 (603 amino acids)
Source: RefSeq, a predicted model, not a curated record
CUUGGGUUGAACCUCACUGUAACCGUGUGAUACCAAGUCAAACCAUGGCAACUCAAGUUAUCUCAUCUGAAAUGUUGUCCUAAACCCAUUGAUGGAUUUUGUAAAUCUUUUCACAGGUUAAAAACGAGAAGGAAUUUGUCGUGGGGAUCUCAAACAGAAAACGCCAGUUUUGCUGUCUCUGUCUGGAUAUUUAAGAAGAGGAGCGAGGGAUUCAAUCGACUAUCCUUCCUGCUCAGACUGUGGAGAGGGAUUCAAAUGAUCAUUUGACCAAAUAGCAAGCCAGUCAUCUUACACAGGAGAAAGGCUGUUCACCUGCUCAGACAGUGGGAAUAGAUUCACUCAGUUAUCACAAUUGAAGGUACAUCAGCAAGUUCACACUGGGCAAGGCCAUUCAUCUGUUCUGUGUGUGAGAAAGGAUUCACUCAGUCAUUUGACCUUAUGGCUCACCAGCGAGUUCACACUGGGGAGAAGCCAUUCACCUGUUCAGUCUGUGGGAAGGGAUUCACUCAGUCAUCCAACCUACUGAGUCCCCAGCGAGUUCACACUGGAGAGAGGCGCUUCACCUGCUCAGUCUGUGGGAAGAGAUUCACUCAUUCAUCCGCCCUACAGAGACAUCAGCGAGCUCACACUGGGGAGAAGCCAUUCACCUGCUCAGUCUGUGCGAAGGGAUUCACUCGGUCAUCCAACCUACUGGUACAUCAGCGAGUUCACACUGGGGAGAAGCCAUUCACCUGCUCAGAAUGUGGGAAAGGAUUCAGUGAGUUAUCCAACCUACUGGUACAUCAGCGAGUUCACUCUGGGGAGAAGCCAUUCACCUGCUCAGUCUGUGCGAAGGGAUUCAGUCGGUCAUCCAACCUAAGGAGACAUCAGCGAGUUCAUACUGGGGAGAAGCCAUUCACAUGCUCAGAAUGUGGUAAAGGAUUCAGUGAGUUAUCCAACCUACUGGUACAUCAGCGAGUUCACACUGGGGAGAAGCCAUUCACCUGCUCAGAAUGUGGGAAAGGAUUCAGUGAUUUAUCCAGCCAACUGAGACAUCAGCGAGUUCACACUGGGGAGAAGCCGUUCACAUGCUCAGAAUGUGGGAAAGGGUUCAGUGAGUUAUCCAGCCUACUGAGACAUCAGCGAGUUCACACUGGGCAGAAACCGUUCACCUGUUCAGAAUGCGGGAAGAGAUUCACUCAGUCAUCCCACCUACAGAGUCAUCUGCCAGUUCACACUGGGGAGAGGCCAUUCACCUGCUCAGACUGUGGGAAAGGAUUCACUCUGAUAUCCCGCCUACAGAGACAUCAGCGAGUUCACACGGGGGAGAAGCCGUUCAACUGCUCAGUCUGUGGGAAGGGAUUCACCCAGUCAUCCCACCAAUGGAGUCACCAGCGUGUUCACACUGGGGAGAAGCCGUUCACCUGCUCAGUCUGUGGGAAGAGAUUCACUGUGUCAUCCCACCUACAGAGUCAUCAGCGAAUUCACACUGGGGUGAAGCCGUUCACCUGUUCAGAAUGUGGGAAGGGAUUCACUCAGUCAUCCAACCUACGGAGUCAUCAGCGAGUUCACACUGGAGAGAGGCCGUUCACCUGCUUAGAAUGUGGGAAGAGAUUCACUCAUUCAUCCGCCCUACAGAGUCACCAGCGAGCUCACACUGGGGAGAAGCCGUUCAUCUGCUCAGAUUGUGGGAAGAGAUUCACUCAAUCAUCUGCCCUACAGAGACACCAGCGAGUUCACACUGAGGAGAAGCCAUUCACCUGCUCAGAAUGUGGGAAGGGAUUCACUCAGUCAUCCUACCUACUGAGACAUGAGCGUGCUCACACCGGUGAAAAGCCGUUCAAAUGCACAGAAUGUGGGAAACGGUUCACUCUGUCAUCCAACCUUCUGAAACACCAGCGAGUUCACACUGGGGAGAAGCCGUUCCUCUGCUCAGAAUGUGGGAAGAGAUUCACUCGCUCAUCCGACCUGCAGAAUCAUCAGCGAGUUCACACUGGAGAGAAGCCAGUCCCCUGCUCAGAAUGUGGGAAGAGAUUCAGUCACUCAUCCACCCUACUGGUACAUCAGCGAGUUCACACUGGGGAGAAGCCGUUCAUCUGCUUAGUCUGUGGGAAGAGAUUCACUAAGUCAUCCAGAUUGCUGGAACAUCAGCAAGCUCACACUGGAGAGAGGCCAUUCACCUGCUCAAAAUGUGGGAAGAGAUUCACUCGCUCUUCCACACUACAGAGACAUCAGCGAGUUCACACUGGAGAGGAGCCAUUUACCUGCUGAGAAUGUGGGAAAGGAUUCACUCAGUCAUCCCAACUACUGGCACACCAGUCAGUUGUUAUGAAUCCCUAGGUUUUGUUUGCUGUGGACUGUCAUUUUAAGAGAGAGAGAUUAGGAAGGUGAAUCAGUUUGACUUGCAGCUUGUUUACAUCACUCACAGCUUGUUUAGUUUUAACUGAGGACACAGACACUCAGAGUCAGACGGAGAUGAAGGAGGAAAAAUGGAAAGAUCGA